CCAGUUUCUCUCAUAGUCGGUCACCGUCCUACAUCGCGUCCUUUUUAAGUUGUUCCAGCUUGGAUCAACUUUAGAUGCAAAGCCGACAUAUAUACUACACAAAUCCAUUUCUUUUUAUUCCCUUCUUAAGAUGAUCAUCACAAAGCCUUCUUCCUUUUAUGAGACAGUAUCACCGACCUCCGCAAAUCGUCGGCAUGCUUAAACUCUUCCCUAAAACACUAGCUUAAAUAUCUAUUGGCUAUACAAACGAAAACCAGAGCUAUAGGGAAUUUGGUGGAGGUAGCAAUUGAAGAUUAUUGAGCCUAUCACUCUCAUCAUCCAUGUUUUCUAUUCAAUACCGGGUGGAUUUUCAAAGUUCUCAACAAACCCUUUACUUUGCCUACUCGUACUAUUAGCAAGGAACUCAAUUAGAUACCAUUAAGGUUGCCAAACCGAAAGAAAGAAAAGAGAAAGGAGGACGGAAGGACAAAAUCCAAGGAGGGCAAAAGAAAUCUUGAGUUUCAACUUCGAACGUUGUCGGAAGUCGUCGUGGUGUACAUAGGAUAGGAAAGCACAGUCACUACAUCAGUUGCCUUGCAAUUCAGGUGAGUAAUUCUCACUCUUUUAAAAAAAUAUUGGGAGUAUGGGAAUAUAUAUUUGAAAGUCACUGCACCCGUGAGCACUUUUAAAAUGUUAUUGUAACAUAUACGGGGUAUAUGUUUAAUUGUUAUAAGUGUUACUAGUUUCGACCGUAUGUGUUAAUGUGUUUGAAUGUUACUGACUAGUUAUAUGAUUAUCUAUAAGUAUUGAAUGUUAAACGUAUUGUACUAAAGGGAAAUGUUUUAACGGAAAUGUUACUGAUGGUGACAUCACGUCGGCAGAGUUUGCAAUAUUAUCGUUAAAUGUAUUGUACCUGAUGGUGUACUUCAUCGCCCCAAAAAAGUGUAUUGUUUGUGCAUGCAAUCGUUGAUGUGUACACAUGCUCGGGUGAUCUCGGUCGCCCUGGAGCACGGGCCCAGGCACUGAGCGAGCAAGGAACGUGAGCUGGCAUCGGGCUUGGUCACCAAUCUUUGCCGUCAGUGGCCGUAUCGUAGGGGAAACUCGACGGAGUGACCCCGGUCGCAACAGGAGUAAGGUUUAGAAGAAAGAUCAAAGAACUCUAGUAGAAAGUUGGCACGUUCAUUUUGUAGUGGGAUCGCGUUGGCGAAUUCAAGUGGAGAAUCGAUAGUAUUCUGCCUUGGGUGAGAGCUCGGCGGUCGCGAAGCAUGACGUAGAGAAGCAAGCGCGUGGAUUAGCCGGGUCGUUAUAUACAUGCUUCAAGAUACAUCGUAUCCAGACUGGUGAAGAGUUCCAGAAAACAAUAGAGGCUUCAAGAAAUCAGGAGGAAACAGGAACAUGACACAUAUAGCUAAAACUCCAAUGGAUAUGAUGCCUUUCAAUGGAGGGAAUGCAAGCAAUGUUCAGUCAUCUGCUGGAAACAUCGUGAACACUGGACCUGAAAAUUUGCAGGCAAUCAUGAAUGGUCUUAACUAUCUUCAACAAGAGAUGAGAAGGUUGACAACCGGAAAGGGGAUUCAGAACAAUCAUGGAGGAAAGAUGGUCAACUUUGCACACUACGCAGAGUUUGCAGGACCAGGGGGUAAAGAGGUGAUAGAUGUUGGCAAGGUUGUUAAUGGACUAUAUGUAAUAGAUCAGGAAUCUUUUAGCCAAAAACACAUCAUGUCAUUCAUACAAUUCUUUGUAAAUCCUAAGUGUUGUUCCAUUCCUCAAUACAGUACUUCAUAUCAAGUACAUGCUGUAGUUCAUGAUGAAACCAUAAUCUGGCAUAACAGACUGGGUCAUCCUUCUCACAAUGUAAUAAAAUAGAUUCCUGUUUUACAGCAUUUAAUCAAAAAUGAUUCCUUAUGUAUUGUUUGC
Molecule: messenger RNA, 1896 nt
Organism: Oldenlandia corymbosa var. corymbosa
Lineage: Eukaryota; Viridiplantae; Streptophyta; Magnoliopsida; Gentianales; Rubiaceae
Source: the annotation of a GenBank genome assembly